Messenger RNA from Homarus americanus (American lobster), 735 nucleotides. RefSeq names its product zinc finger MYM-type protein 1-like. The transcript has a single exon. The record is from RefSeq and is a predicted model, not a curated record. NCBI's taxonomy places the organism in Eukaryota, Metazoa, Arthropoda, Malacostraca, Decapoda, Nephropidae. The coding region runs from base 1 to 735 and encodes 244 amino acids.
AUGGACAGAGAUAGGCAGAAAUGGAGAGACAUACUUCAUCGUCUUUUGGAUGUGACUAUGUUUCUAGCUCCACAGAACCUUCCUUUUCGUGGUCAUAGGGAGGAUAUGUUAUCAAUAAGCAAAGGCAAUUUCCUGGAACUGGUGGAGUUACUAUCAAACUAUGAUCCUGUUUUGAAAGAACAUCUUUUGGAAGUUAAGCAUGCUAUUCCAUCUCAGACAUCUGGAAGGAGAGUGAGCUCUUAUUUGUCACCAAAUAUCCAGAAUGAAUUCAUCUGUCUUCUAGGAAAUAAUGUUAAGGGAAAAAUUUUGGCUGACAUCAAGAAGGCCAAGUAUUUUGGAAUUAUUUUUGACAGUACACCUGAUAUUUCUCAUACAGAUCAGAUGUCCGAAGUGAUUAGAUAUGUUCAUAUUGAAGGUGAUUCUGUUGAGGUAAGGGAAUCUUUCUUGGGUUUCUUUCCUAUUGCUGGAAAAACUGCAAAUGAGCUCACAAAGGAUAUCCUGAGUAAUGUGGAGAGUGAUGGACUGGACAUUAACUUUUGCCCCAGUCAAGGAUAUGAUAAUGCUGCAACUAUGGCUGGUAUUCAUGGAGGUGUUCAGAAGAAAAUCAAAGAAAUAUAUCCAAAGGUUUUGUUUGUGCCUUGUGCCAAUCAUUCCUUGAACCUUUGUGGGGUACACUCUUUUGGAACCGAUCCUUUAUGUGUAACAUUCUUUGGAACUGUAGAGAAACUUUAUUGA